This is a messenger RNA of Opisthocomus hoazin, 1798 nucleotides long. NCBI's taxonomy places the organism in Eukaryota, Metazoa, Chordata, Aves, Opisthocomiformes, Opisthocomidae. The record is from RefSeq and is a predicted model, not a curated record.
AGCGAGGUCGUGGGAGUACAUGAUCUGUUUUCUCCUAUUUGCUGUUCUCUACAUAGUUUCCUACUUCAUAAUCACAAGAUACAAAAGGAAAGCAGAUGAGCAAGAGGAUGAAGAUGCCAUUGUUAACAGAAUAUCGCUGUUCUUGAGCACCUUCACUCUAGCAGUUUCAGCUGGUGCAGUCCUGCUUCUGCCUUUCUCAAUAAUCAGCAACGAGAUCCUGCUUUCUUUUCCACAAAACUACUAUAUUCAGUGGUUAAAUGGCUCACUAAUUCAUGGUUUAUGGAAUCUUGCUUCUCUUUUUUCAAAUUUAUGUUUGUUUGUGUUGAUGCCUUUUGCCUUUUUCUUCCUGGAAUCGGAAGGAUUUGCUGGCUUAAAAAAGGGCAUCAGAGCACGCAUUCUGGAAACCCUUGUAAUGCUUAUUCUUCUUGCACUGCUUAUCCUUGGAAUCGUAUGGGUGGCUUCGGCCCUCAUAGACAAUGAUGCUGCCAGUAUGGAGUCUUUGUAUGACCUCUGGGAAUUCUACCUCCCGUAUUUAUAUUCCUGUAUAUCACUGAUGGGAUGCUUGUUACUUCUGUUAUGCACGCCAGUGGGACUUUCACGGAUGUUUACAGUAAUGGGUCAGUUGCUGGUGAAGCCAACAAUCCUUGAAGACCUAGACGAGCAGAUGUAUAUCAUCACUUUAGAGGAAGAAGCGAUUCAGAGGAGGCUUAAUGGUGUAUCUUCCACGGUGGAAUACCAGACAGUAGAGUUGGAAUGGGAGCUUGAAAAAGUGAAAAGCAAGAAAACCAAUCUAGAACGGCGGAAGAAAGCUUCUGCUUGGGAAAGGAAUUUAGUUUAUCCAGCCGUUAUGAUAUUGCUACUGACUGAGACGUCCAUCUCAGUCCUCUUAGUUGCUCUCAACAUUCUUUACCUGUUGGUUGAUGAGACUGCCAUGCCAAAGGGAUCAGGGGGGCCUGGAAUAGGAAAUGCCUCCCUAUCCACCUUUGGUUUUGUGGGAGCAGCACUUGAAAUCAUUUUGAUUUUCUAUCUUAUGGUGUCCUCUGUCGUCGGCUUCUACAGUCUUCGGUUUUUUGAAAAUUUCACUCCCAGGAAGGAUGACACAACUAUGACAAAGAUCAUUGGAAACUGUGUCUCAAUCUUGGUGCUGAGCUCUGCUUUGCCAGUGAUGUCAAGGACACUGGGAAUCACCAGAUUCGAUCUGCUUGGAGAUUUCGGAAGGUUUAACUGGCUGGGAAACUUCUACAUUGUCUUAUCUUACAACUUGCUCUUUGCUAUUGUGACAACGUUGUGUCUGGUCAGAAAGUUCACUUCCGCUGUGCGAGAAGAGCUCCUGAAGGCAUUAGGCUUAGAUAAACUUCACCUGUCAAACAAUCCAAGAGACUCGGAGACAAAGCCGUCUGCAAAUGGGCAUCAGAAAACACUGUGAUCGACAAUCACCUGCAAUCAACAGGGCUGAAAACACCAACCUCGCGGCAUUCAAUUCCUGUCAUCUCAUCAGCAUUUUAAUAUUGACUUUAUUUGUUGAUAAUUUGGGUCCAGCCUUGUCUCAUUUUUGAUGCUGUGUGCUUCUGAGGAAGUUAGGUAUAGCAGAUUCUUCUCUUGCCAGUGAACUUUUGGUCUGCUUGUUUAUUUCCCAGUGGGUUGAUGCAGGAGGUGCCUUGAGGACUGGAAGUGGAAGAGAGUAACGUACUCCUCUUGAUUUGCUGACAGUCUCACACCUUUAGAUACGAUCCUGCUGCCGUUUGAAUGCACAGUGCCUCCUGUGUUACACAGACCCAGCUAUACAGAAAAAGUCUGG